This is a messenger RNA of Atta colombica, 1872 nucleotides long. It is a transcript of the gene NaPi-III, whose product is annotated as sodium-dependent phosphate transporter 1-B. The record is from RefSeq and is a predicted model, not a curated record. The transcript has 5 exons. Gene Ontology annotation, molecular function: phosphate transmembrane transporter activity. Lineage: Eukaryota; Metazoa; Arthropoda; Insecta; Hymenoptera; Formicidae. Gene Ontology annotation, biological process: phosphate ion transmembrane transport. Gene Ontology annotation, cellular component: membrane. The coding region runs from base 261 to 1769 and encodes 502 amino acids.
UAAGCGUUUACACACAGUAUUGAUAUAAAGUUCUGUAUCAGAAAAGACUCUUCCUUGCUACGAGGUCCUUAGUCGAUUGACAUUAUUUGUUAUGAAAGCGUUUAGGGAAAGAAAACGAGAGAGAAUGAUAAUUUAUGCCUAUCAAUUUUUUGAUGGAUACGCACGUGUAGUAGGUGGAUAAUUGCAUAGAAGUAUACACACGCAACAAACACACGCAUUGAAAGCUCAAGCAGAAUAGAUUUAAGUUAAAAGCGAGAACGAUGAGUAUACCAUACGAUGAGAACUUAAUCUGGAUAGUAGUGGUCGGCUUUAUAGUGGCGUUUGUUUUGGCGUUCGGUAUCGGCGCCAAUGAUGUCGCCAACAGCUUCGGGACGAGCGUCGGCGCCGGGGUGCUUACGAUAUUUCAAGCUUGUGCCCUGGCAACCGUCUUUGAGAUCGCUGGUGCCGUUUUGAUAGGAUACAAGGUCUCCGAUACAAUGCGCAAGGGUAUACUGGACGUCUCAUUGUACGAAGGCCAUGAAAAGGAGUUGAUGCUAGGAGCAUUAUCCAGUCUAGCCGGGUCCGGUGUCUGGCUACUGCUGGCUACCGCAUUACGACUUCCAAUUUCCGGUACGCAUUCCAUUGUUGGUGCUACAGUUGGAUUUUCGCUCGUGUGCCGGGGUACCGCCGGGGUAAAAUGGAUAGCUCUCGGUAACAUAGCAGCGUCCUGGUUUGCCAGCCCCAUACUCAGCGGGAUCGUGUCCGUCAGUAUCUUUUGGAUAAUAAGAAAAAUCGUACUCCAAUCUAACAAACCGUUUGAACAAGGUCUUCAUAUUCUUCCUAUAGCAUACGGUUUGACCGUUGCUGUCAAUAUUAUGUCAAUUGCACUUGACGGACCUAAACUGCUAAUGAUGGACAAAAUGCCGUGGUGGAUCAGCUUGAUAAUUGCGAUACUGGCAGGUAUAUUUGCCGCGGUAAUCGUGUACGUGUACGUGGUACCACGGCAGAGAGCGAGAAUACUAUUAGCAUCGAAUGGCAGUGACGAAAAGGCAGCAGCAACGACGGCGACGAAUUUUGGCCUCUGCCAAGAGAACAACGAGACAACGGCGUUGUCGGUGAUCUCGGAGGCUCCCUGUGGCAGCAGCAACGGCAAUGUUAAGGCCGACUUGGCUCCGAAGUUACGUGGUAAUAGCAGCGAGAGCCCAUUACUGAUGGUCGCCCAAGCGGACGUAGAGAACGCGCAGAUGGACGGGAUAGCAGAUGACGAAGCGCAACCAGAAGUAUCGAGAUUGUUCGCCUUUCUGCAAGUUCUCACUGCGAUGUUCGGCAGCUUCGCACACGGUGGCAACGAUGUUAGUAACGCGAUCGGGCCGCUAAUCGGGCUUUGGGCGGUAUAUGCGGAGGGCUCGGCCCGACAGGAGGCCGAAACACCCAUACUUAUACUGUUGUACGGCGGCCUAGGUAUUUCUACAGGAUUGUGGGUGUGGGGACGCAGGGUGAUACAGACGCUGGGCCAAGAUCUAGCACGCAUCACUCCUACGACCGGGUUCACUAUAGAGGUGGGUGCCGCGGUAACAGUUCUGUUGGCAAGUAAAAUUGGUCUACCUGUGUCAACGACGCACUGUAAAGUGGGGUCAGUAGUGUGUGUAGGAUGGGCCUCGCGUGGCGGCGAGGGAGUGUCAUGGAAGCUGUUUCGCAAUAUCGCGUUUGCAUGGCUGAUCACCGUGCCAAUGGCCGGAUGUCUGUCUGCCGGUUGCAUGGCCAUUUUCCGCGAGAUAAUUAGUUUGUGAUCUUUUGCAGUUGCAAACAACUCAAGCGCUUUAGACGCAGAAUACCAUCCAAAUACUGCUGUUGUCAAUAAGUUCUGAACAAAUAAAUGGUCAAACAAAGAAA